CGGAGGACUGGCGGCAAAGCCUGUUGAGUCGAACUGAAUGAGAACGGUGACAGAUCACUAAAAAUACUUACAAGGCGGACCUAUAUGUAGUAUUUUUAUGCACACGAUUUCACGGGAACGGAAAAGAUAUGAAUGCUUUAAUCUGAGCAAGGGAUCAGCUCCUGAACAUCACUCCUCCACCAAGGAUUGGGUACCAUGGCAAAAGAUGCCACUCUGAUUGAAACCAGUGGAGAGCUGAAAGUAUUCAUCGAUCAGAAUCUCAGUCCCACCAAAGGGGUAUUGUCCCUGGUAACCAUCCAGCCUUCCAUCCCUCUGGGAAAGCAGCUGCUGCCCAAAACCCUGGGACCCUCCAACAUCAACGUGGCACCCAUGGUGAUCGGCACGCCCCAGAGAUUGGGCGGCUCCGGCGGGGUCCUGGCAGGCAGCCCACACACGCCCAGUGCCCAGUUCCUCGCCCACGGCCAGCCCGACUCCUCGCCCUGGUCCACCGGGAAGCGCAGUAAGAAGGGUGAGAAGAAUGGGAAGGGCCUGAGGCACUUCUCCAUGAAGGUGUGCGAGAAGGUGCAGAAGAAGGGCGUCACCACCUACAACGAGGUCGCCGACGAGCUGGUGGCCGAGUUCAGCAACGCAGACACGCACAUGUCCCCCACUGACCCGCAUGUCUACGACCAGAAGAACAUUCGGCGCCGCGUCUACGACGCGCUCAACGUGCUGAUGGCCAUGAACAUCAUCUCCAAGGAGAAGAAGGAGAUCCGGUGGAUCGGCCUGCCCACCAACUCGGCCCAGGAGUGCCAGAACAUGGAGGUGGAAAAACAAAGAAGACUUGAAAGAAUCCGAGAGAAACAGUCCCAGCUACAGGAACUCAUUUUACAGCAAAUUGCCUUUAAGAACCUGGUGCAGCGGAACAGGCAGGUAGAGCAGCAGACGAAGCGACCGCCGCCGCCCAACUCUGUCAUUCACCUGCCCUUCAUCAUCGUCAACACCAGCAAGAAGACCGUCAUCGACUGCUCCAUCUCCAAUGACAAGUUUGAGUACCUGUUUAACUUUGACAACAUGUUUGAAAUCCACGACGACAUUGAGGUUCUGAAGCGUAUGGGCCUGGCCUGUGGGCUGGAGGCCGGCCGCUGUUCCCCUGAGGACCUGAGGAGGGUGCGUGGCCUGGUGCCCAAAGCCCUGGAGCCUUACGUCACAGAAAUGGCGCAGGGAGCCAUACGUAACGUCUACAUCACUGGGCGUGUGUCCUCCAACGGGGGGCGCUACCAAACUAGCAGUGAGAGUGGUGCAGACUGUACCCUGGCCUCCAGUUCCAGCGGCUCGCGGGUGCAGACCCCUGUGUCUUACAUGGACGACGACGAUGAGGAGGAAGACUACGACGAGAACGACGAUGAGGACUAGCUCCACUCAUAGUCCUCCAAACUUUCAGGACGUGGUCUCCCCCCACUCAGUGUCUUUCAACCAUUUUUCUUCCUCCCCUCUCUCUCUCCCCCCCCUUUUCUUUUCCUAUACUGAACCUUGCCUCCAGUGUGCUAGACUCAGAAACCCCUCAUAGUAUGCUGGCAUAUGUAGUCUUCAUCUCAAGAAACUUGUGUUUAUGUCACAGAGGGUGGGUUGAAUAUGGGGCUGAUGGGAGCUGAAGUCCUGAAACUGAAAUUUUGUAGUCUACACUGGCUCAGGACCUCACGUGGGCAGCACUGCUGUGCAGUGCCCCCUGCUGUCAGCUCUCACUGCAGACACCCUCACCUCGGUGCGCGAAAGAACACACAGGAUUCCCUCCAGAACAUGGCUACGAAGAAGAAAUAGUAUGGUGACAUGCGUGAAGUAAAGAUUCCUCCAGUUGUGGGGUUUUUUGUUUGUUCUUUGCUUUUUGGUUGUGCUGUGUAGAUGUGUCCACAACCAACCCCUUCCUAGGUGUUUUUACCGAUGUUUUAAGAUGGCCGCCGCUGAAAGAAGCUUCCUGCUAGCUGGAGAGGAGCACAUGCAAGGGCAGACUCCAUGGCUCUUUUUGUUGAUCGAAUGCUGUGUUUUCUUUUCUUUCACCCUGUUUCUCUGUUCGGCCGGCUUCCUGGUGUUUUGCAGGCAGCUGCAUUUGUGACUCGGUUGAGUGUUUUGUUUCUCUCAGGCCCCCAGCCCCAGCUGUUAGUGUUUAUAGUGCAUAAAAUGGUGUCCUAGGAAAAACAAUAACCCACACAGCUCAUGUUUGAAACAUGUAUUUUUUGCUUUGUUUCUGAAAGGACAUAUUCCUAUAAGACCGUCAGUAGUGGAAUGG
This is a messenger RNA of Megalops cyprinoides (Indo-Pacific tarpon), 2266 nucleotides long. Its product is annotated as transcription factor Dp-1-like. Gene Ontology annotation, cellular component: transcription regulator complex; nucleus. NCBI's taxonomy places the organism in Eukaryota, Metazoa, Chordata, Actinopteri, Elopiformes, Megalopidae. The coding region runs from base 196 to 1395 and encodes 399 amino acids. Gene Ontology annotation, molecular function: RNA polymerase II transcription regulatory region sequence-specific DNA binding; DNA-binding transcription factor activity, RNA polymerase II-specific. The transcript is spliced from 12 exons. Gene Ontology annotation, biological process: regulation of cell cycle; regulation of transcription by RNA polymerase II. The record is from RefSeq and is a predicted model, not a curated record.